AGCUGGCAGAGUUCCAGUGAACAUGGGUCAAACAGGACUGUAGACUGUCCAUGGGCCGUCGAUGCCGUCGCAUUCAAGCACAGCCACUCGUUUAUGCUAGUGAUGCCUAGUGAAGCCAUCCCCGAGUCCCUGGAUCAACAAACCGACGUCACUGUUGCCUUUGGCCUGCGAAUCGACUUUAACAAUCAGAACUCCUUCGACACAGCCAGAUCCAGGCUUCUUCGCUUAACAUCUUCCCCUGCAAGCGUUUGAGACAUUGACGACUAUGCCAUUCCUCCCUUUUUGAUCAUUCCGCACCCUCCAGUCCCAACCCGACAUGGCGCCACCGGUCGAAAUCUCCAUACCCAACACCACCGUCUCAAGCACCUCCAAACCCUACACGGUCUACAACAUCACGAUCCGCCUUCCCCUACGGUCUUUCACCGUCCAAAAGCGCUACUCUGACUUCCUCGAUCUCCACACAGGCUUGACAGAUCAAGUCGGCUCCCCGCCACCUGCUUCUCUACCCGCGAAGUCAUGGUUCUCGAAGACCAUUUCAAAUCCGCAAUUGACAGAAGAGCGACGGCAAGCGUUAGAGACAUACCUUAAGACAAUCAAUCAAACAGACGACGGAAGAUGGCGCACAACGAGCGUGUGGAGAGCGUUUUUGAAUUUGCCCAGCUCCUUCGCCAGCCAGACAUCCAGCAAAGCUGGCGCAUUGCAUUCGGUCAUAACAGGACCAGGCGGAGGCGGUGCUCCCAUCACAGACCCGGUAGUGUGGCUGGACUGCCAUCGAGACUUGAAAGCACAAUUGCAAGAUGCACGGCUCAACCUGACAAAUCGCGAUCAGGCCUCGACGCUCCAGAAACAGCACGAGGCUAGCGCGGCGGCCAAGAGCAGUCUUGUCAAGGCUGGCACGAUGAUCAAGGCUCUCGAGGAAGGGCUGGCGAAUAUACAAAAACCUUCAGAAGGAUGGGGUGGACAGAAACUCGGCGAAGGCGAAAUCAGACGGAGAAAAGACCUGAUAGCAUCGGCUCAAAAGGACAAGGACGGACUGGAGAACCUGCUCAACGCUAUGGCGACGAAGUCAAAACUGGAUAACGCGGUAGCAUCGAUGCAGGAGACGCAGAGUCUUAUGGGGACCAAGCCGAAGGCCGGUGGGAGAGUGCUUGGAAAGGAGACUGCCGAGACGAGAGAACUGGACAAUCACGGUGUCCUUCGACUACAGAAACAGAAGAUGGCCGACCAAGAUUUGGACGUGGAAGAACUCCGCAAAAUCGUUCAGAGGCAGAAGGAAUUGGGCAUCGCGAUCAACCAGGAGCUAGAGGUGCAGAAUGAGAUGCUCAGAAUGGUGGACGAGGAUGUCGAUCGUGUCCAAGGCAAGAUCAACAUCGCAAAGAGAAGAGUUGGAAAGAUAUCCUAGACGUGAAUUUGGGUAUCUCAUUUGUAACAUCACUUGGGUAUCAUAGCGCCUUGCGACGACUGUAUCACAAUGUUCUGCAGUAUCAGCAUCACCAACAUAUUAUUUUUCCGAUUUUGGAUCGACAAAGGCAUCCGCUUCUUCUGGCGUGACAUCCGACAAUUCAGAGGCCUCGCUGCUGAUCAAACCGAGCUUGUUCUUCCGGAUCUGGUACCACAGCAUACCUCGGUUUCCGCCCAACUGUUCUGCAAGAAUCUUCUCCUUCAGAUCUCGGAUCACGUCGUUGUACAAUCCUGGCUCCUCGAAACCAAGCAUUUCUUCGCGGAGAGUGCCGAGCCCUUCCAGCACUUUUCCGUAGUUGUCGCCAUAACUGGUGCGGAUCCACCCCUCCAAGAUGGUGGCCAUUUCUUGCACAAUAUCCUUUAUGCGGUCCAAAUUGUCUCCGCGACUCAGCAUUUGCUUGAAUUCCGGGAUGGCAUUCUCUGGUGAGAGAUGAUAUCUCUUCGCCUUGCCCAGCAGCUCAUCGACGUUAAGCCCGGACAGUGGCUUCUCCGUUUCGCGGUAUCGUCUCCGACCUUUGGCUCUCUGCGGGACCUUUUUGACCUCGGCAGCCUCAAUCAACUUAGCAAGAGCGGCUUUACUUCGUUCCUGAAGCUCUUUUGGCUGUUCACGGUAUGCUUUGAACGCUUCGGGCUCGUCUGGAAGGUUGCCUGGGCCGUGGAUGGCUCGGUAUUUGAUUGCUCCUUCUAUUCUGUGCAGCACGGGGGAAAAGGUGUCUUCCAUUGCCAUAAUCUCCUCCUCAUCAUCCAUCAGGCUCAUAUUGUCGACAAAGUCGCUCAUGCUCUUCACUAGCUUUUGGCUUGGCAGAUUGCGAUGCUCGGUUAGCUCCUUGCCGGAGACAGUAAGCACUUUGUCCAGUGGAGGGAAGCGAUAUGAUCGCAUAUCUUCAGCGAACGGCAGGACGUUCUCCACCAAGCAUUCAAUAUCUGCUUCCACAAAUGGCGAAAGAAUGGUUAGUAUUGGAUCCUGCAUGUCUUUCUUCACCAGUCUACCCACCGCCACCGAGCCCAACUCGAAGAGGGCAUGCACCAGCGAGGAGAGGGCAAGAGCAGCUUUAUCAUUGCCCUUUUGGGCGACGAUCAGGUUGCUGUUGUCGAGAAGCAUGUAUCGUUCCACGUGGUCAACCGGAAUAAAACCUAAG
Molecule: messenger RNA, 2600 nt
Organism: Exophiala xenobiotica
Lineage: Eukaryota; Fungi; Ascomycota; Eurotiomycetes; Chaetothyriales; Herpotrichiellaceae
Exons: 1
Coding region: 317-1402 (361 amino acids)
Cellular component (GO): intracellular membrane-bounded organelle
Molecular function (GO): phosphatidylinositol binding
Source: RefSeq, a predicted model, not a curated record